GGCGCAACGACCUCUGGGAUACAAUAUGGUGUUUUGUUUACAUUACUGACCGCAUAAAGUUUCGAGUUGCGCCAUACCUUGACAAGUGCCCGACCCUUUGAGAGUUUGCUUUGUUGUCUCGAGGUCAAGAAAGGAAAAAAUAUGUUCCAAACGAAACAAAACGAUUACGAGACGCUCAGAAAGGAUCUUGAACAGCUCAGGAGAGAAGUCCGAAUAGAACGAAUGAAAGUUUCGAAAAGCGUUGAGGAGUGAGUAUUAAAAUUUGAAAACAGAUCUUCGGGAAUAUCGUGUUAUGGGUUCUGUGUUUAUAUUUCUGUUUAGACUGUCGUGUAGGUAGUAUUCUAGGCUAUAAAGCUACCGUGGUUUAUGUCCGAACUACCAGAAAAAUAUUAAAAUACUUCUGAAACGUGAAAUAUAGUAGCCAGCGUUGCUACUGUUACAAAUUAUAGUAAAAUGUCACAAAUUUGAGGUUUGGAAGCUUAUAAAAUAACAGACUGAUAUUCUUCGGCAUAGCCCGGCGAAUUUACAAGCGUUCUUGAGCUUUAAUUAUACCUAGAGUUAUUGAAAAGAAGUGGAACUUGUAUUUAGUAAAAGCGUUUAAAAAGUACUAGCUCUAAAGCUCUAAAGUACAACAGUUAAUAUACCCUACAAUCCGCUGCGAACCGUAUCACACUUAAUUAUUAAUUAACAGUAACAAAGCAAGCAGAAAUUAUCUUGACAAGCUUCGCAUGGAAAUUCCCGAGUCGUUUUGCGUCUCAACUACCGGGUAAAGGAUUAAAAACACUCGACCUUUCGCACGAAAUUCCUUUUAACGUUUUAACACAAGAAACGUGUUUGCAAAGAUUAUAUUUGACCUCAUUUUAAUAUAUAUAUUUCAAGCAAGACGAAAGAUGCCUUAGGUAUUCUUCGAAAUGCAUUUCUUUUUGUAAUUUCGUGCAUAGUUCUGCACAUUGUAAAGUCUGAUAAAUUUUUGGAGUGACAAUAUUAUAUGCCUUCCAUAUUUGACUUUUAUUACCUUAUUCAGAAUUUGAAAUGGCAGAUAAAUGAAAUACUUUCACCCCCAAAAUUCUUACUGGUGUAUUACUUAUAAUAACACAUUAACAGCGACACUGUAGCCAAUCCCUUUGGCCCUUACUGGACCUCUUGGGACAACAGUUUGGAACUGAUAGAGGUGCUAUCUAGUACAAGUAAAGUUUACAAUAUUUUCUUUCUGCAUUUAUAGCCUUGUUCGUUUCUGUCAGCAAUCGCAAGGGAGUGAUCCGUUGCUGAACAAAAUUCCCUCGGGGGACAAUCCUUUUACCCAUCAAGACCGACCGUGUGUUGUUUUGUGAAGGAAAGGUUUAUAGCAAGUGGAUAAGUGUUUCUAAUGGAUUAAUGGAUGGAAAGACAAUGUUGAUGACUUUGAGAUGUGUUAAAACCAACUAAUAUAUAUAACUACACAAAUAUAAUAAACUUUUGAUAUUAUUCCAAAUGAAAUGAUAGUACAACUAAUAUAGCACAUAAUUGUAAUAUUUGACUAGUGUAUUCGAACAUAUUUUUUAACAUAAGAUACUUACUUUUGACAACUUGUAGUGUUGUGUGUUGAAACCGGUAUUGGUUCAAGAAUUAUGUACACUAUGCAAUGGACGAUCUAAACUGUAGUUUACAAGUUAUGGUAUAAUUGAGAUUGUGUUUGGCUAUGUAUGUUCACAUUGUUUUAGACAAAAUUUUAGACAAGACACCCCACGUAUAUGCACCCUGCAAUUUAGACACUCUGGCUUGCAAUAUUUUCUGUUGCCCAACUCUAUAGAAUUGUGCCUAAGCAUGUCAUAGCUAUCGUUUGUUUUUGCAAACAAUCUAGGGAUUUUAGCAAUAGACUAAUGAUUUAUCAGACUUUGUAAUACAUUUGAAUAUAUAUGUGCAUCAUUAACAAUAAUUAAUAUUUACAGUGUGAAUUCCGGUCUUGGUACAGUUAGAAUAUUACAAUGCAACCAGCGGCUAAUAGCUUCUUAGCUUCAGAUGCAAAUUGCCAGUUCGGAUCAUGUGAUAUCACUCUUAGUGGUUGGGCAUGUUUUUCAUAUUUAAUCCUUUAAGUGGCAAAGCACCUUGAUGUGCCCUGCUUUAUUAUUUUACUCUGUCUAAUGCCAGAUGAUUUUACUUGUCCAUGGGAGAGUGCUGCCACUCAACAGGUUAAAUAUAAAAUAAUUAAAGAAAACAAGUGAUAAAAUAUACGAAUAUCGCAUGUCUGAAAUGAUAAUUUGCAUACAAUGCUGAUGUGCAGUGUUAUGGCUAUUAUUAUAUGGACAUUAUGCCGGGCAUUGAUAUUUAUUAUCAGAUAAUAAUGUUUGUUCUAUAAAUUACAUCUUAUGUGGAACACACAUCCAGCAAUGCCAUUAUGCAGUCAAUGUAGUCAUGUCCAUCUGUCUGAUGCAGUCAAUUCCUUACCCAACAGUCCACUAAAUAAAACAACAAUAUUUUGCAUCAAUUGAAAAUGGCUGCAGUGGAUAGAAACAUCAGAAAUCCCUUUGUUAUUACCUUUAGACCUCCCCCGCCACCCUGUCCGUCAUUGAAAGCUUUCCGUUCUGCUUCUUCUUGUUUUCGUUUCUUCCUCUUCACUCCUUCUGGAUCCUUUAAACCUCUUCCUUCAUUCU
Molecule: messenger RNA, 2630 nt
Organism: Paramuricea clavata
Lineage: Eukaryota; Metazoa; Cnidaria; Anthozoa; Malacalcyonacea; Plexauridae
Source: the annotation of a GenBank genome assembly